This is a messenger RNA of Balaenoptera acutorostrata (minke whale), 5240 nucleotides long. RefSeq names its product zinc finger protein 568 (gene ZNF568). Bases 2210 to 4153 code for a protein of 647 amino acids. Gene Ontology annotation, biological process: regulation of DNA-templated transcription. Lineage: Eukaryota; Metazoa; Chordata; Mammalia; Artiodactyla; Balaenopteridae. Gene Ontology annotation, cellular component: nucleus. The record is from RefSeq and is a predicted model, not a curated record. The transcript is spliced from 6 exons.
GAUAUACCUCAAUAAAGGCAAAAAAAAUACACAAAAAUUUUACCAUCUUACCAACCAUUUUUAAGUGUUCAGUGGCAUUACAUCCAUCAUGGCUGUGCCACCAUCACCAUCUGUUUAUCCAUAGAACUCUUUUUAUCUUGCAAAAUGGAAACUGUACCCAUUAAACAACUCCCCAUUCCUUCAGUCCCCUAGUUCCAGGCAACCACCAUUCUACUUUCUGUCCCUAUGAAUUUGACUUUACCUCAUUAUGUACUCUGUGUACCAGAUUGUACAGUAUUUGUCCUUUUGUGACUGGUUUAUUUAACUUAGCAUAAUGUCCUCAAGGUUCAUCCAUGUUAAAGCAUGUGUCAGAGUUUUCUUCCUUGUUAAGGCUGAAUAAUAUUUCAUUGAUUGUAUAUACCACAUUUUGUUUAUCUAUUUAUCUGUCAGUGGACAGUUGGAUUGUUUGUUUCUUUUGACUAUUCCAAAUAAUGCUGCUACAAACAUGGGUGUACAAAUACCUGUUCGAGUCCUUGCUUUCAGUUCUUUUAGCUAUAUAUCCACAAGUGGAAUUUAUGGAUCAUAUAGUAAUUCUAUUCUUAAUUUUUUGACUGCCAUACUGUUUUUCCUAGUGGCUAUACCAGUUUAUCAACAUAUUUUUUGAGCACCUACUAUCAGUGGCAAAAAGACAAAAAUAAGUCCCUGUUUUCAUGUAUUUUAUAUGAGGGGGUGGAAAGACAAUAUGCAUGAUAAAUUAUAUAAUUUGUUAGUGAUAAUUGCCAUUCGAAAAAAAUAGAAACUGUGUGAGGGACAGUAGGAGUAUAUCCCAAGCAUAACACUUCUCAAAAUUUAUUAUAAUUGAAUGUUUUCUGUUUUAUUAUUUCUUUUCUGUCAUUCAGAGUAAGGAUUAGUCUACUCUCUUGUGUAUCAUUUUUUUCACCAUAGAUGAUAAAUUAAUGUCAUGUGACAAUGUCACUGUGACAUGAGUAUAAUUCUCAUUUCAAAUGACGAGCAUGGGAGUUCUAUGUUACAACUCUCGUUUAUCUCAAUUGUCAAGAUAGAUAGGAAAUGGAGUAGCUGGACUUUUAAUGCACCUCUCUUUCACACCAAAUCUGGGGUUGCUGAAAAUCUGAAUGUUUUUUGACUCAGCUUUAUAUCUGUCACUGCAUCAGGCCUACACCUUUAUGCUUACAAAAGAUAUUUGAGGAGCAGGUAUUAUGUGAACAUCACUAUUGUAUUCACUUUGUUUCUAGACUCUUAGUGUUUCUAUUGGUUCAACCUGAGUUGCUGAGUCUUUGAGUUUUCUUCCAGACUCCUGCUGUCUCAGCAUUUCUGGUCAGUGACUCCAGGCACUGUGAAUUACAAGCAAGGAAGCUAAUUGUUUGGGACUGUAUUAAUUAUCUAUUAUUGUGUAAUAAGGUACCUCAAAAUUUAGUGGCUUAAACAACAAUAAACAUAUAUUAAACAACAAUAAACAUUUAUUAUCUCAGUUUUGGGGGAGUGGAGAGUGACUUAGCUGGGUAUUCUGGCUCAGAUAUUUCAUUAAGUUGCAGUCAAUUGCUGGCAGGGCUGCAGUCAUCAGAAGGCUAAUGGGGACUGGAGGAUUUGCUUCCAAGAUGGCUGGCAAAUUGGUGUUGGCUGCUGGCACAAGCCUCUCCCUAAGGCUUGUUGAGUGUCUUCAUGGCAUGGUGGCUGGCUUGCUUCAAAGUGCAUGAUUCAAAAAUGGGCAAGACAGGCUUCCCUGGUGGCGCAGUGGUUGAGAAUCUGCCUGCCAAUGCAGGGGACACAGGUUCGAGCCCUGGUCUGGGAGGAUCCCACAUGCCGCGGAGCAACUAGGCCCGUGAGCCACAAUUACUGGGCCUGCGCGUCUGGAGCCUGUGCUCCGCAACGAGAGGCCGCGACAGUGAGAGGCCCGCGCACCGCGAUGAAGAGUGGCCCACGCUUGCCACAACUAGAGAAAGCCCUCUCACAGAAACGAAGACCCAACACAGCCAUUAAAAAAAAUAUAUAUAUGAAAGACAGAAACCACGAUGUCUUUUAUGACCUAACCUUGGAAGUCACACACUGUCAUUUCUGCAAUAUCCUAUUGGUUAUACAGGUCAACUCUAUUCAGUGUGGGAGGGGUGUAUGAAAGACAUGAAUACCAGAAGACAACGAUCAUUGGGGGCCACCUUGGAGGCUGGUUCCCAUAGGGAUCCAGUGAGAAGACAUCAGAGUGGGAAAGGCCUGAAUGACAUCUCAACCUUCAGAGAUCAGCAGUAGCUGUGUGACAACGGAGCGUUUGACCCAGAUGAUGGAAAGGACAGCUUGGUGUUCUCCAGAUUCUGCCCUUUUCAAGGAAGAAGAGGAUAUGACCAGUUCUCUUGAAACAGUAACAUUUAAGGAUGUGGCUGUGGACCUCACCCAGGAGGAAUGGCAGCAAAUGAAACCUGCUCAGAGGGACUUGUACCGUGAUGUCAUGCUGGAGAACUAUAGCAACCUAGUCACAGUGGGCUGCCAAGUCACCAAACCAGAUGUGAUCUUCAGGUUGGAGCAGGAAGAAGAACCAUGGGUGGUAGAAGAAGAAAUGCUUGGGAGGCCCUGUCCAGAAGUUUGGGAAGAUGAUGAACAGAUCAAGGAGCAGCAGGAAACACUUGUGAGGAAAGUCACAUCCAUCUCCAAGAAAACUCUAAUUAAGGAAAAUGUCAUUGAAUGUAAAAAAGUUGCAAAAGUAUUUCCUCUGGGCUCAGACAUUGUUACUUCAAGACAAAACUUCUAUGAAUAUUAUGACUCAUUUGAUAAGGGUUUUGAACAUAAUUUAGACUUACUUAGUUAUGAGAAAGGCUGUAUAAGAGAGAAAAAUUAUGAGUGUAAUAAGUAUGGGAAACCAUUUUACCAUUGCUCAUCCCAUGUUGUAACCCCCUUUAAGUGUAAUCAGUGUGGACAAGACUUUAAUCAUAAAUUUGACCUCAUCAGACAUGAGAGAAUUCAUGCUGGAGAGAAACCGUAUGAAUGUAAGGAAUGUGGAAAAGCUUUCAGUAGGAAGGAAAAUCUUAUUACACAUCAAAAAAUUCAUACUGGGGAAAAACCAUAUAAGUGUAAUGAAUGUGGAAAAGCUUUCAUUCAAAUGUCAAACCUUAUUAGACACCAGAGAAUUCAUACCGGAGAAAAACCUUAUGCAUGUAAGGAUUGUUGGAAGGCCUUCAGUCAGAAAUCAAAUCUCAUUGAACAUGAGAGAAUUCAUACUGGAGAAAAACCCUAUGAAUGUAAAGAAUGUGGAAAAGCCUUCAGCCAGAAGCAAAAUCUUAUUGAGCAUGAGAAAAUUCAUACUGGCGAGAAACCUUAUGCAUGUAAUGAAUGUGGUAGAGCUUUUUCUCGAAUGUCAUCUGUUAAUCUACAUAUGAGAAGUCACACAGGGGAGAAACCUUAUAAAUGUAAUAAAUGUGGAAAAGCCUUCUCUCAAUGCUCAGUAUUUAUUAUACAUAUGAGAAGUCAUACAGGUGAAAAACCCUAUGUAUGUAGUGAAUGUGGGAAAGCCUUCUCUCAAAGUUCAUCCCUUACUGUACAUAUGAGAAAUCAUACAGCUGAGAAACCCUAUGAAUGUAAUGAAUGUGGAAAAGCCUUCAGCCGGAAAGAAAAUCUCAUUACACAUCAAAAAAUUCAUACUGGAGAGAAACCUUAUGAAUGUAAUGAAUGUGGGAAAGCUUUUAUUCAGAUGUCAAACCUCAUCCGACACCAGAGAAUUCAUACUGGUGAAAAACCCUAUGCGUGCACAGUAUGUGGGAAAGCCUUUAGUCAGAAAUCAAAUCUCACAGAACAUGAGAAAAUUCAUACUGGAGAGAAACCCUAUCAUUGUAAUCAAUGUGGAAAAGCUUUCAGUCAGAGACAAAAUCUCCUUGAACAUGAAAAAAUUCAUACUGGAGAGAAACCGUUUAAAUGUAAUGAAUGCGGUAAAGCCUUCUCUCGAAUCUCAUCCCUUACUCUUCACGUUAGAAGUCAUACAGGGGAGAAACCGUAUGAAUGUAAUAAAUGUGGAAAAGCCUUCUCUCAGUGCUCAUUACUUAUAAUACAUAUGAGAAUUCACACUGGUGAGAAACCCUUUGAAUGUAAUGAAUGUGGGAAAGCAUUCUCUCAAAGAGCAUCCCUUUCUAUACAUAAGAGAGGUCAUACAGGUGAGAAACGCCGAGUAUACUAAAUGAAUAAAGGCCUUAAAUUCAAUCCAUGCUUUACUUAACUUUAAAAUAUCUUGGCAUAGUCUCAAAAAAUGAAAAAGAUCUUUAUGAAAAAAUUGUAAAGCUUUAUUGAAGGGCAAAAGACUUGAGUAAAUGGAGGGAAAUACCACGGAUGUAGAUGGAAAAACCCAAUAUCAUAAAAUGUCUUUUCUCCCCAAAUUAAUCUAUGGACCUAAUAUAGUUCCAAACAUCUAACAAGAAUUUUCUAGGAUUUUUACCAAAUGCUUCUAAAAUCCAUAUGAAAUAAAAGUCUGUGGAUUGCUGAGACAAUAUUGAAUAAGAACAGAGAGGACACACCUUCUACCAUAUACUACAUGUAUUAUGAAGUUAUGGUCAUAUAAUAGUGUGUGGCAUUAGAACAUUAAUGGAUAAAUAAAAAGGUUUUACAGAAUAGAAUGCCUAGAAGUAAAUGAAUGAGUAUAUGCCAACUUGUUGUAUAUUAGACAUGACAUCGUGAAUCAGUAGAAGAAUGACGGCCUAGUCAAUAAAAACAGUUGGAGUAUUUGAAUCUCUAUAUUGGGGAAAAUAAAAUUACAUACAACCUUACAACAUAUAAAGAAAAAGAAUUCCAAAGGAUUUGAACACUGAAAUGUGAAAAGCCAAACUCUGAACUUCUUGAAAGGAAAUAACAGGAUAUUGUCUAUGACUUUGAGGCAGGGAAAUAUUUUUUAAAAGGACCCUGCCAUUCCACUUCUAGAUAUACAUCCUAAAGAAAUUCAUAAAUAUGAAUAAGAAAUAUAUAUAUAUAUCUGAAUUGAAAACAACAUAUAUAUUGAAGGGAUAAUGGAUGAAUAAAAUGUGAUAUAUUCAAAUAAUGGAAUGGUAUACAGCAGUUAAAAGCAAUGAGCUUGGUCUGUAUUGUGUAACAUGGUUGUUAUCUAAAAUAAUGUUGAGUGAAAAAAAAAUCAAGAUCCAGAUGAAACAUACCAUAUAAUAACAUUCAUGUAAAUUGGAGUGAAAUCAUUCACAAAGAAUAGAACUAUGUUUUUAUUAUUGAAAUAUGUAUGUAAAACUAUUUUAAAUGGAUUAAAAAGGACACAUACCAAAUUA